Molecule: messenger RNA, 918 nt
Organism: Arachis stenosperma
Lineage: Eukaryota; Viridiplantae; Streptophyta; Magnoliopsida; Fabales; Fabaceae
Product: protein FAR1-RELATED SEQUENCE 5-like
Exons: 5
Coding region: 1-918 (305 amino acids)
Biological process (GO): regulation of DNA-templated transcription
Source: RefSeq, a predicted model, not a curated record
AUGAAUCACAUUGUGUGGAAUUCUCCUUCGACUGAAUCAUUCGAGUCUGAUUGGGCUAGUUUUAUCAAACACUUUAAGUUAGGCCAGAACAGAUGGUUAGCAGGCAUGAGGAGUACACAGCGUAGUGAAAGUAUGCACGCAUUUUAUGGUGGAUACUUGCAUUACAAGAGUGGGUUGGUUCAGUUCGUCCAUGAAUACGACAAUGUCCUUGGAACCAAGGAGCAAAAGGAGCUGGAAGAUGAUGCUGCGGACUCGAAAGGGGUCAUCCCGUGUAUAGGGAGCACGGGCAUUGAGAGACAGUUUCAGCAGGAAUACACCAGUAGUAUGUUCAGGAGUCUUCAAGUGGAGGUAAGAAAAAAAACCGAUUGCGUGGUUCGAUCAAUUGAACAAAAGGGAGAUACGAUUUCUAUUGCAGUGGACGAGCAGAAGGGUCAGUGCGAGUGCAACAAUUUUGAAUUCGUUGGUAUUUUGUGUUGCAACAUCCUUGCGGUCUGGUCAUACUACAGAGUUGACAUUGAACCAGGCUGCUAUGUUCUUCUUCGAUGGAGUAAGAAUGUCAUCCGCAAGCACACUUACAUCAAGAGUAGCCAUGACGUGGCUCGGAGUGAUGAAAGCAACAAUUUGUUCAGGCAUAUGUGUUCAGAGUUCUAUAAUGUUGCGCAGGAGUUUGUUGCUUGUGAUAAGGAAGCAGCCAUCUUAAUACCGUUCCCACACAGAGCACAGGCGAUGGAAUUGUACAUGACAUACAGGGACCCUCAAGAGUCAAAACCAAAGGACGGCCUAAGGGAUGAGGUUGACCUUCCGUCAGAUAAUGAUCAUCAUGGGCCCCUUAAUAAAAGAAUUGAGGAUUCUACUAUGUGGAACUCAUCGGAUGGUGGCGGAUUCAUGCACCUGUUGAAUUCUUUUAGGCAUAUAUAG